Zymoseptoria tritici IPO323 is the source of this 375-nucleotide messenger RNA. RefSeq lists its product as uncharacterized. NCBI's taxonomy places the organism in Eukaryota, Fungi, Ascomycota, Dothideomycetes, Mycosphaerellales, Mycosphaerellaceae. The record is from RefSeq and is a predicted model, not a curated record. Bases 1 to 375 code for a protein of 124 amino acids. The transcript has a single exon.
AUGACCGAUGUACUCGACUAUCUAACCGCCCUUCGCUUCCUUAAUCAAGCUCGCGAUUCUCGACAAAGUGCGCCGGCGCGUAGCGUGAGCAAGACGAGCCAUCGCACUGCGAAGGAUGUGACAGUUGCGCUGCAGCUUUCUGGUGCACCUGCAGCGGUACUUGCUCCUCUUCUCGCCAGCCAGAAGAGAAAGCGUGCUGUUGUCGGAACGGGUUAUGAUGACGAAGGCAAAGAAGAGCUCGGGAGUGGUGAUAUGACGAACGACGAAAUCAUGGCAGAUUCGAACUCCGAUAGUGAAGAUGGCACGGACGAGAAGCGAGAUGAUAGCCGCAACAAUCUCCAGCGAGACGAUGAUGCAAAAGCUGGCCCCAAUUAA